GAUGUAACACUUGAGCUAGUCCUGGCUUAGAGCAUUCUAUUUUUCUGCUCCUCCGUCUCCCUCACUUAGUCACCUUGUACCUCAGCGGCAGAGAGCUAUGGAAGGGGACAACAAAAGAGAGGAAGGCCUUGCUCUCCUGGUGAUCAUGGUCCUUGCCGUCCUUUCCCUCGCCUCCCUUCUCGUCGCUUUCAGCUAUUAUUGCUACAUUAGCAACAAGGUCGCCAAGCACCUCAAGUCCCUCAGCAGCAAGGGGAAGAAUGAGGAGAGGGAAAAGGCUGGCCGUGGGAGCAGUGCGGUAGGCGGCGGCGAAGCGCCAAUCGUGGUGAGCGAGAGAGGGGUGCAGGUGUUCACAUACAAGCAGCUCCAUGCGGCCACGGGUGGUUUCGGGAAGGCCAAUGUGGUGGGUCACGGGAGCUUCGGAUCCGUCUACAGGGGAGUGCUGCCCGAGGGGCGCAAGAUCGCCGUCAAGCUCAUGGACCGCCCCGGGAAGCAGGGGGAGGAGGAGUUCAAGAUGGAGGUGGAGUUGCUGACGCGGCUUCGCUCGCCGUAUCUGCUGGGGUUGAUUGGUCGCUGCUCGGAUGGUGGCCACAGGCUUUUGGUGUACGAAUUCAUGGCUAAUGGUGGGCUUCAGGAACAUCUGUACCCCGAUGGUGGUUCUUGUGGUAGCAUUUCAAAAUUGAAUUGGGAGAUAAGAAUGAGAAUAGCUCUUGAAGCUGCUAAAGGUCUGGAAUACCUUCAUGAGCAUGUCUUUCCACCCGUCAUUCAUAGAGAUUUCAAGAGCAGCAACAUCCUUUUGGACAAAGACUUUCAUGCUAAAGUGUCGGAUUUUGGAUUAGCGAAGCUUGGAUCUGACAAAGCUGGAGGCCAUGUUUCCACAAGAGUUUUAGGCACACAAGGAUAUGUUGCCCCAGAGUAUGCUUUAACAGGGCAUUUGACAACUAAAUCCGACGUAUAUAGCUAUGGAGUUGUGCUCUUGGAGCUGCUGACCGGUAGGGUUCCAGUGGACAUGGAGAGGCCUCCAGAGGAACGUGUUCUUGUACCUUGGGCUCUGCCUUGGCUCACCGACAGAGAAAAAGUUACACAGAUCAUGGAUCCUGCACUGGAAGGUCAGUAUUCUGGGAAGGAUGCCGUUCAGGUGGCUGCCAUUGCUGCCAUGUGUGUGCAACCAGAGGCUGAUUACAGGCCUCUGAUGGCAGAUGUAGUGCAGUCACUGGUGCCUCUUGUGAAGAAUAGGUCGACCACAAAAGCUUGCAAUUCCUCUAGCUUUCAUGCAUCCAAGUCUCCAGCAAAACCUGAAUAUGGUAACUCCUGCGCCUAAAUUUGCAAUCCAAGAUUUUGCCAAUGAUAGAUGAUUGUUCCAAACCGUAGAAGAAAGUUAGAAAUGAUUUCCAGCAUUUAAUGAACUUGAAAACAUUUUGUAGCGGCCUAACAAGUGUAAAAGAGAGUAGGCUAGGGUGGCAUGGCUUUCUUUCGUCUUCUAAAUGUUAACGGAAAUCAGGACUGCAAGGGGAAAUGUGGAAUUUAGAGUCCUUGCUGGGGCUCUUAUGUCUCAUGUCAUGUUUAAUUGACUGGUAUGUUAUGACCUUGGUAAUCUCGUUUCUGCUAGAGUUGAAGAAAAUUUUUGUACGAGAUGUUAAAAUACAGGAUAACAGCAUUUCAGAA
Molecule: messenger RNA, 1662 nt
Organism: Elaeis guineensis (African oil palm)
Lineage: Eukaryota; Viridiplantae; Streptophyta; Magnoliopsida; Arecales; Arecaceae
Source: RefSeq, a predicted model, not a curated record